Fusarium sp. VM40 is the source of this 4338-nucleotide messenger RNA. NCBI's taxonomy places the organism in Eukaryota, Fungi, Ascomycota, Sordariomycetes, Hypocreales, Nectriaceae. The record is from the annotation of a GenBank genome assembly.
AUGUCCCAAGAUCGCCCCGAUGCCGAGACACCGUCAGCGCCUGCGCCGUCGAAAGUCGAUUCUAAAACCAACAUCAGUCGUCGCAGCAAUGAUGCCGGUCUUUCCGCGCCGUUGGUCAAUCGCGUGAAGAACGUGGCCGCGGAUCUAUACCAGAAGACGGUUGUCGACCUUAUGAUGCGUCGCAAACAUAUCGCUGUGUCUACCGAUGGACGGCAUGUACCUCUCGAACUCGAGCACGAAGCGCCCCUCAUCGACUCCCGUCGCGGUCUUGCGUACGUCUCGAAUAGUAUCCGCACGUCCCGAUAUACAGUUUGGGACUUUAUACCCAAACAGCUCUUCUUCCAGUUCUCUCGUGUGGGAAACUUUUACUUCCUCUGCGUUGGUGUACCACAGAUGAUUCCAGGCCUCUCUACCACCGGAUCGUACACUACUAUUCUGCCACUUUUAUUCUUUGUGCUCUUGACAAUUGUGAAGGAGGGAUACGACGAUUACCGACGAUAUCGCCUUGAUAAGAUUGAGAAUGCCGGAUUUGCUACAGCGCUAGGACGGGAAGACAAAUAUACCGGAAAGCUCAAGCCAGUUACCAAAUGGAGGAAAUGGAAUCCAUUCUUGACAAACUCGAUGGCCGAGCCGUAUCCCGUUCCGGACGAGGAAUUCAAUGGACUACGUUGGGUGCCUGUGAGAUGGAGCGAGAUCAAAGUUGGAGAUGUUGUCAGACUCUGCCGAGACGAACCCAUCCCUGCCGACCUUAUCUUGCUGGAUAGUGAUGGAGAGAACAAGCUGGCGUAUAUCGAAACCAUGGCCCUGGACGGCGAGACCAACCUCAAGAGCAAACAGGUUUCGCCUUCUUUAGAAGGUUGUGACACGAUCGAGGGGAUUUCCAAGUGCAAGGCCGAGUUUGUUGUCGAGGAUCCAAACCCCGACCUUUACAACUUCGAUGGCCGUGUUACCGUCAACGGCAAGACAGUUGCCCUGACUUCGAAUGAAGUUAUCUACCGCGGAAGUGUCGUUCGAAACACCAACAUGGCAAUUGGCCUUGUCAUCAACACUGGAGAGGACUGCAAGAUUCGCAUGAAUGCCAACAAGCACCCGAAAGCGAAGAAACCAGCGUUAGAGAGCGUCGUAAACAAGAUUGUUGUUACUCUUGCUACCUUUGUCGUUGUCUUGUCUGUUGGUGUAUCGAUGGGCUACGUCAGGUGGCAGAAGAGCACAGAAAGGCAUUCAUGGUACUUGGAACAAGCCAAGGUGCCGUUUUACCAAAUCAUCAUCGCCUUCAUCAUCAUGUUCAACAACGUCGUCCCACUGGCCCUGUACAUCAGUCUUGAAAUCGUCAAGAUUGGUCAACUGCUUAUGUUGAACUCGGAUAUUGAAAUGUACGAUGAGGAGACAGACACGCCUGCACGCUGCAAUACCAACACGAUUUUGGAAAAUUUGGGUCAGGUGGGAUACAUCUUCUCAGAUAAGACUGGUACCUUGACGGACAACAUUAUGAAAUUUCGAAAGAUCAGUGUUGCUGGAACAGUCUGGCUGCAUGAAAUGGAUUUGGAGCCCAAGACUGAUGAAAUUGACGAUAUCAAACUGGACGAAGAGACAGAGCCCAGUGAGCCUUCGGUUUACAAGACUGAGCCUGUCACUGUCGUUAUUAGAGAGGAACAGCCUGAAGCGUCACAUGAACCCUUGACACCCCUGGCCCUCGCCUCCCCAUCCCGACCUUCUAUGUCACCUCGUCCAUCUAUGUCUCGACGUCCAUCCAUGGCACCCUCGAGACCUUCAAUGGCGCCUUCACGAUCAUCAUUUGGAAGCCGCAGAUCAUCGUCUCAAUGGCGGUCAACGGGACGUCCUGAUCACAUCCAGCCUGAUGUCACGACACAUGACCUUAUUGAAUACCUUCGUCUUCGGCCCAACUCCGGAUUCGCGAGAAAAGCAAAGCAGUACAUUCUGGCGGUAGCUCUGUGCCAUACUUGCUUGCCCGAACACAAGGAAAAUGGUGAAUUGGAGUUCCAAGCAGCAUCGCCUGAUGAACUUGCUCUUGUUAGAGCUGCCCAGGAACUAGGAUAUCUGGUUAUCAAUCGAACGACCCAGACUAUCACCUUACGGGUGACCCAACCUGACGGUCAAGAGGAGGACUCCAAAUAUGAGGUUCUGGAUGUUAUCGAAUUCACUAGUGCGCGAAAGAAGAUGUCAAUCAUUGUUCGCUUCCCUGACGGCCGUGUUUCAGUUAUCUGCAAAGGUGCAGAUUCUGCCAUCCUGCCUCGGCUCAAGAUGUCACAAGUCGCUAAGCAAAAGGCCAAUGAGGUACGCAGGAGUGCUGAUAUCGAGCGUGAGCUGCGCCGACGCAGUGAGCAGCAAGAGCCGCGAAACAGUUUUGGUGGAAGGCCUAGUCUUACGAUUCGACGGAACCCUGGCGUUUCUAGAGACCGAAGCACAAGCAGACGGCCGAAUAUGGACAGGAGCAAGUCUUUUGAAUUCGGCAGACUUACUCGACGCUCUGAAGAUAAGCCUCGCCUGUCUAUUGCGACUCGUGGCGUAUCGAUUGAUAUGCCUCGAGGCCAGUACUUGCAUACUCCUGUUCACUACCAACAGCCCGUACCUGACCACUUGGCUUUCCUCGAAGAUCCAGCUCUGCUUGAUGAUGCUGAGACCUUCACAAAGUGUUUUAAACAUAUGGAUGAUUUUGCCACCGAAGGUCUUCGUACUUUGCUCUUUGCUCAAAAGUUCAUUACAGAACAGGAGUAUCAGGUGUGGAAGAAGGUAUGGGAUGAAGCCUCUACCAGCCUCAACAAUCGACAGAAGCAUAUCGAAGAGGCCGGUGAUAUGAUUGAGCAGUCGUUCGAUCUAGUUGGCGCAACUGCUAUUGAGGAUAAACUACAGAAGGGUGUCCCGGAGACAAUUGAGAGGCUACGAAAAGCCAAUAUCAAGAUCUGGAUGCUUACAGGCGAUAAGCGGGAGACUGCUAUCAAUAUCGCACACUCGGCUCGAAUCUGCCGGCCUGGUUCGGAUCUUUAUAUCCUUGACGUUUCGAAGGGAGGGUUGGAUUCGCAGCUGGUCGCGCUACAAGACGAUCUUCAAGCUGGCUCGGUCCACAGUGUGGUGGUCAUUGAUGGACAAACACUUGCGACUGUUGAGAAGUCUCCUGAGCUAUCUGCCAAGUUCUUCAAGGUGAUGCUGCAGGUUGAUUCGGUUAUUUGUUGCCGUGCAUCUCCAGCGCAGAAAGCCCUACUUGUCACCACCGUCCGGUCUCGACUCAAGAAGUACCAUGGUAAGAGUCGACGGGGCCUGACUUUAGCUAUUGGAGACGGUGCGAAUGAUUUGGCCAUGAUCUCGGCUAGUCAUGUCGGUAUUGGUAUCUCUGGAAAGGAAGGUCUCCAGGCUGCUCGUGUGGCAGACUAUGCCAUUGCCCAGUUCAGAUUCUUGCAGCGGAUGCUGCUUGUGCACGGACGAUGGAACUAUGUCCGUACGGCAAAGUUCAUUCUUUACACGUUCUGGAAGGAAAUGUUCUUUUAUCUGCCAACGGCGCAGUAUCAGAGAUACACCGGCUACAGCGGCACGUCUCUGUACGAGGCGACAAGUUUGACUGUUUUCAACACGCUCUUUACUAGUCUGUGUGUUAUCUGUAUGGGCAUAUGGGAACAGGACCUCAGCGCCGAAACGUUAUUGGCUGUUCCCGAGCUUUACGUAUACGGACAACGAAAUCAGGGUCUCAACAUAUGGAAGUUUGGCCGAUGGAUGUUGCUUGGAGCCAUCGAGGGUGUGAUUUGUUGGUACGGUGUCUGGUCAGGCCAUGGAUGGAUUACGCCUGCAGCACGAGACCAGGGCUUGUAUGCUCUUGGAACGCUCACAUUCACAGUUGGAGUUCUGUGGAUCAACUGGAAGCUCUUUAUCUUCGAAACCCAUUAUAAAUCCAUCAUUGUCAUGAUAUCUUUCUUCAUAACUACAAUCGGCUGGUUCGCCUGGUUGUCCUUCCUGGACGCAGCCUAUGCACCCUCUCCAUCUGGACCAUACGCUAUCAGAGAUAGUUUUACUACAUUAUUCGGCGACGACGCAGUGUGGUGGGCAACCUUGUUUAUCGUGCUCGGCCUUAUCGGCCUCUUUGAGAUAGUGCUCAAGAGCAUCAAGCGCUCUCUUCUUAUGGCAGGACUCUGGGACUGGCCACCUUGGGGAAAGAGUCGACGCGGCGAGAACAUUGAAGAGUGGGAUGUUGAACUGUGGCAGGAGCUGGAGCAGGAUCCGGCUUUGAGGGAACGUCUCAAGAGACUUGCGCGGGAUGAGCAGGUGGAAGAGGAGGAGGAUGUUGAUUUGGCACAUAUCAGCAUUGAGGAAGGGAUUAGAGGUCGGUGA